UGCACCAAACUAUUUGUAGAGGCAUUGGGCCAAAUUGGGCCAGCCCCUCCAUUGAAGGUACACGUUGACUGCAUGACCUCCCGAAAGCUUGUGCGACUACCUGGACUGUUAAAUGUCCACGUGCACCUUCGGGAACCGGGUGGAACACACAAAGAGGACUUCUCCUCAGGCAGAGUGGCCGCCCUGGCUGGGGGUGUCACCAUGGUGUGUGCCAUGCCUAAUAACCGGCCCCCCAUCAUCGAUGCCCCUGCUCUGGCCCUGGCCCAAAAGUUGGCAGAAGCUGGUGCCCGCUGUGACUUUGCCUUAUUCCUUGGGGCCUCAUCUGAAAAUGCAGGGACCCUGGACCCUCUUGCUGGGUCUGCUGCAGGGUUGAAGCUCUACCCCAAUGAGACCUUCUCUGAGCUGCGCUUGGAUAGUGUGGCCCAGUGGAUGGAGCACUUUGAGACGUGGCCGUCCCACCUCCCCAUUGUGGCCCACGCAGAGCGGCAAAGUGUUGCGGCCAUCCUCAUGGUGGCUCAGCCGACCCAGCGCUCCGUGCACAUCUGUCACGUGGCACGGAAGGAGGAGAUCCUACUGAUCAAAUAUGUGGCACCUCCUAGUCUGCACAUCAUGCCACCCAAUGUCCGGGCUUUUGUGGCUUCCCGGGGCACCAAGCAGGAGGAAUUUGAGAGCAUUGAGGAGGCUUUGCCUGACACCGAUGUGCUCUACAUGACUCAAAUCCAGAAGGAACGCUUUGGCUCAACCCAGGAGUACGAAGCUUGCUUUGGCCAGUUCAUCCUCACUCCUCACAUCAUGACCUGGGCCAAGAAGAAGAUGGUAGUGAUGCACCCAAUGCCCCGUGUCAAUGAGAUAAGUGUGGAAGUGGACUUGGACCCUCGAGCGGCCUAUUUCCGCCAGGCUGAGAAUGGCAUGUACAUAUACAUGGCUCUGUUAGCCACAGUGCUGGGCCAUUUCUAG
This is a messenger RNA of Elephantulus edwardii (Cape elephant shrew), 957 nucleotides long. Its product is annotated as CAD protein-like. Gene Ontology annotation, cellular component: cytoplasm. NCBI's taxonomy places the organism in Eukaryota, Metazoa, Chordata, Mammalia, Macroscelidea, Macroscelididae. Gene Ontology annotation, biological process: amino acid metabolic process; purine nucleobase catabolic process. The annotation marks the transcript as partial. Gene Ontology annotation, molecular function: amino acid binding; carboxyl- or carbamoyltransferase activity; allantoinase activity. The transcript has 2 exons. The record is from RefSeq and is a predicted model, not a curated record.